AUGGGCAAAACCAGCAAGCAGAAAUUACCCGGCCAUCGGCUCCUGGCCGCGCUUCCUCCGCACCAGCUCGCUGCUCCCGGCAGCCCUAUAUGUUGCAAGAAGGUAGGAUCGCGUCGUGUCACCCGCGUCCUCCCACCGUCACGCCAAAACGCCUGUCUCCCCCGUCUCCGGCAAGGAGGGACGCUUAUCUGCCAAGCAGAGAGGCAAGCACAGGUAGAGUUCGGGCAAAUUCGGCUAACCCAGAUCCUGACCCUUUGCAGUGCUGCCAAGCUCCUGGAGAAGAGUCCGUUCUCCGUCGGCGCCCCGAACCCCCUGCUCCCCUCGCCGGCGAGCCUGCAGCUGGCGCAGCUCCAGGCGCAGCUCACGCUCCACAGGCUGAAGGUGGCCCAGCAGCUCUUCAACCAGCUGAGGCACCCCACCGUGAUGAACGCCCCGCAGGGCCACGCUGCAGGGCCGACACAGGGGCCUGGCAUCGCUGGUGCGAGGUUCCCCUCCGGUGGCAUUGCCUUUCCCGCCCAGAGCCCGGCCUUGGCCGCGCCAGGGGCCGGCCUAGGGCCUGUCCAGGCCCAGACCCCCAACGCCAUCGUCAUGAGUCCCUUCGGAGGCGUCAUGGCUCCCACCUCCAGCCAGCAGCCCGUGGUGGUGGGUCUCAACAAGGCAGGUGCCUCCAGCUCCGCCGCCGCUGCUGCCGCGGGGGGGUUUUUUGAGCCCGCCCGCUCCCUGCCGCCGCACCAGCUGGGUGACCUGCGCGGCGCGGCCCCCCUCCACUUCCCCCACGUCUGUGCCCUGUGCGACAAGAAGAUCUUUGAUCUGAAGGACUGGGAUCAGCACAUUAAGGGAAGUCUUCACAUCCAAAAAUGUAUGGCUUUUUCAGAUAACACUGGUAUCCGGUGUGUGUUAAGCUCAGCAGAUGGAACAUUGCAUUUAUCACCAAAUAAUGCAGCAGUUUUCAAUCCAUCUAGUAUCGAAGAUUAUCCACCAAAUGUCGGCUCAUCUUUUAUCGCUACGUCAGCAAGAUCCUUUGGCCAGCCAGGUCCUACAUUUUCUUCUCCUCCAUCAGGGUUUCCCCAGAGGAAAUCUACACUGGGUCGAGUUGUUCACAUCUGCAACCUCCCCGAGGGAAGCUGCACAGAGAAUGAUGUCAUUAACCUGGGCCUCCCGUUUGGGAAGGUCACCAACUAUAUCCUCAUGAAAUCCACUAAUCAGGCCUUUCUGGAAAUGGCUUACAGUGAAGCAGCACAAGCCAUGGUGCAGUACUACAAAGAAAAACCUGCUAUGAUAAAUGAUGACAAGUUACUUAUUAGGAUGUCUAAAAGAUACAAGGAGUUGCAGCUGAAGAAACCAGGUAAGAAUGUGGCUGCUAUCAUCCAGGACAUCCACUCGCAGAGGGAGAGGGACCUGCUGCGUGAAGUGGACAGCAGGUAUGGCACGGAGAGGCCCCGCUCUCGCAGCCCCAUCAGCCGCUCCCUGUCGCCCCGAUCCCACACUCCCAGCUUUACUUCCUGCAGUUCACCCCACAGCCCGAUGGGAACCGGCAGGACCGACUGGGGAAAUGGGAGAGAGUCGUGGGAUCAGUCCCCGUAUUCUCGACGGGAAGACGAAAGAGACAGCAGAGAAUGGCGAGAGAAUGGGGACGAGAAGAGGGACAGGACUGACAUGUGGGUACACGAGAGGAAACAUUAUUCCCGACAGCUGGACAAGUUUGAUUUGGAUGAACGGCUUGAAGGAGGCAGAGGGCACAGAGAAAAAUAUUUAAGGAGUGGUUCCCCUGGCUCCCUUCAUCCUUUAUCUGGCUACAAGAGCAGGGAAGAUGACUAUUACCGAAAAACCUCCAAGUCAAAAUCUGACAAGUUUCAGAGGCAGCUGCAGGAUUUACCUGGGAGAUCGAAGAGAAAGGAAGAGGCAAAGUUAAGGGAACGCAGGCAUUCUUACAGCGAGGACGCUGCCAGGGAGGAGGCAGCUGAACAGAAGCACAGCAAAGCAUCUGAGGGCUCCAGGCAAAAACAAAGUGAUAAGAAUAAGGUGAAGAAAGCUGAAAAAGACCAAGAGGAAGAUGCUGUUGCUGAAGGCAGUGAUGUGAAGGAAACCAAACCUCCCGAGAAUGAGCUUGGAAAAGAAGAGCAAGUUCCAGAGAAGAGCUCACCUUCAGCUAAUAAACAAGGAAAAGAACCUGGAGAGAUUCUGGAAAACACAAGAAAAGAGAAGGACCGAGACUGGGAGAGUGGAAGUGAGCUAGAAGGUGAGACCUGGUAUCCUGCAAACAUGGAGGAAUUAGUGACAGUAGAUGAAGUGGGAGAAGAUGAUUUAAUUACGGAGCCAGAUAUAACUGAACUUGAAGAAAUAGUACCAGUUGAUCAAAAAAAUAAAACUGCUUCAGAAAUGUGUCCCUGUAUGUCAACCAUGUUAGAACUGAAGAACGAUCACAGCCACUUAACCAGGAGCGAAGACAGAUUUGCCCAUAAAGCUUUAGAAACAAACUUCAGAUCAGCAAAGGGCAGUGUAGCUUCUAGCGGCUGUCAGGAUGAUGAUGAGGAUGAUGAUAAUGAUGAUGCUGUAACUGAAGCAUCAAGCCUAAAUCUGGACCCUGAGCAGAAGCCAGAGGAAUUGCAAGAAGACCAAUCUGCUAAGGAGUCUGAUCCCCAGCAGAAGGAAGGAAAAAUUGAUAAGAGCUCUGACACUCGCUUAGAGCCCGAAGAUCACCAUAUACCUUCUGUUCAUCUGAAAGAAGAGACUCUCCAGCUCCCUGAUACAUUUAUAGAUGAUUACAAACAGAUGGGAUCACAAGGAGCUGAGAGCAGAGAAGUUAUGGAAAUGCUUGUUAAAAACGCUAGUGAAGAAACAAGACACGGAAGCCAAGAGUGUCCAGAGGCCAAGGCAAAUUCUAGGUACCUGGAAAUGAGAUCUCUGGAAUACCCGGAGGUAGAGUCUAAAAGAAGGCACUCUCCACCAGGCUGGGAACAAGAGGACGUCUUCACCGAACUCAGCAUUCCCCUGGGUGUGGAAUUUGUGGUGCCUAGAACUGGGUUUUACUGCAAGCUCUGUGGACUCUUCUACACAAAUGAAGAGACAGCAAAGACAAGUCACUGCAGAAGUACUGUUCACUACAAAAAUCUCCAGAAGUAUCUGUCCCAGCUUGCAGAAGAGAGCCUGAAAAUGAAGGAAGAAGGCAGCCAUCUGCCUCAGGAUGACACUGGCAUUGUUCCUCACUUUGCAAAGAAAAAACUAUGA
Messenger RNA from Egretta garzetta (little egret), 3228 nucleotides. It is a transcript of the gene RBM20, whose product is annotated as RNA binding motif protein 20. Lineage: Eukaryota; Metazoa; Chordata; Aves; Pelecaniformes; Ardeidae. The record is from RefSeq and is a predicted model, not a curated record. Gene Ontology annotation, molecular function: zinc ion binding; mRNA binding. Gene Ontology annotation, biological process: regulation of RNA splicing. Gene Ontology annotation, cellular component: nucleus.